Molecule: messenger RNA, 1665 nt
Organism: Odontomachus brunneus
Lineage: Eukaryota; Metazoa; Arthropoda; Insecta; Hymenoptera; Formicidae
Product: ubiquitin-conjugating enzyme E2 W
Exons: 4
Coding region: 339-824 (161 amino acids)
Source: RefSeq, a predicted model, not a curated record
GACGAUCGUGCGCUUUGCGCCUCGCGACGACCCUCUCCCUCCGUCGUCCCCUCCGGUGUGUACCUUCGCGCAUUCGUGUUAAUCGCGCUACACGACGCGGCUGUCAACGCUGUCAGAUUUCGUGCUAGUCCGUGCGGGAUUAUCGUGGACCUGCGUCGUCGCCGCCGCCGUAUCCCGACAUAUCUCGCGCGUUCCCUCCUCCCCGAUCGGACGUGGACACGCUACACAAGACGGAGGCACAGGUGGAGAAAUGUGAGACGUCCUCGUACGAGGCGGACGCGUUCUCCAGCGAACUAAACGAACGUUCGUGUCGCGAUGAGCCGCGGUUAUGUUUCUCGAUGGAAAGCGGUUUAACGACAAUGGCGGCAAUGUCCCCGUCGAAGCGGAGACUCCAGAAGGAAUUGAUGUCCUUGAUACGUGAACCACCGCCUGGUGUACACGUGGACGGAGAAUUAGCUGAGCAGAAUCUGACGCAAUGGAUCGUUCAUAUGGAGGGUGCUAAGGGCACGCUGUACGAGGGCGAACGGUUUCAGCUGCAGUUCAAAUUCAGUUCCAAGUAUCCCUUCGACUCGCCGGAGGUAACGUUUAUAGGUGGAAAUAUCCCGGUGCAUCCGCACGUCUACAGCAACGGCCACAUUUGUCUGUCCAUAUUAACGGAAGAUUGGUCCCCCGCUCUCAGUGUGCAGAGUGUCUGCUUGAGCAUUGUCUCCAUGCUCAGCAGUUGUAAAGAGAAGAAGAGGCCACCAGACAAUACCUUCUAUGUAAAAACCUGUAACAAAAAUCCAAAAAAGACAAAAUGGUGGUAUCACGAUGACAGCGUCUAACGUAGAGAAAGACUCCGCGAAGAUGGUACCAACUCGCGUCAACGUGGUGGGAUCGUCGGACCAAGGGAGCUCAUGUAUUCAGACUGAGUCUGAUACGUCAAAUUAAUAGAAAUGUUGCGCGUAUAAUAUUAUAUAAUGUCGCAUUAUAUUACGGGAAAUUAGAUGUGAAUAUAUCAAUAUCAACGCUUUCGCUAAGGCAAAAUUCGGCCGAAAAGCGACCAUACAGGUACGGGCGUUACUGCAGUCGCGCUCGCGCGUAGCACGCAGGGUAUGUUUCACGAUGACGGCGACUAGUCGCUCUCAGUAGCGGAAAAAGUUGAGAAAAGACAAGGCUACAACCUACUUACUACUAUAAUGACUACUAUAACGAUAAAGUUAAUUGUAUACCGCGCGAGUUGUUCAGACGUAAAUUAUUGCGAUGUUGCUAAUAGUGAUGCAUAUUAUAACUAUAUUAAAGUUAACUAACUACUGCUGGAUUAGCGGAUCUUUAUAGAGAGAAGGAAUGAAAGCCGCGGACGACAAGUAUAUUAAGACACACGAAGGAGCACGGAAGUUUCCCCCCCUACCCCCCUUGUUAUUUGCGGAGAGUCAUGUGACGCGCGUUGAAAUUAUUUCGUAUACCUAAGAGAGAUCCACACGAAAAUGUAUUAGACGCCGUUUUGCAUCGCACACUUGCCACACGUGUUCGCUAUAAUACGCUGUCAUCUUGCACUGUGAACGACUGACGUCGUGAAUCAUUUUUUCUUUUCGUAGAAAAUUCGAAACAGCUUCUAGAGUAUUUGUGUCGACACUGGUAAAAAGGUGUUACAGAUUGCAUCUAAUAAUUAUUAUGUAUAUUUAA